This is a messenger RNA of Acanthosepion pharaonis, 1554 nucleotides long. NCBI's taxonomy places the organism in Eukaryota, Metazoa, Mollusca, Cephalopoda, Sepiida, Sepiidae. The record is from the annotation of a GenBank genome assembly.
AUGUUUUAUUUGUUUAUUACUGCUUUCUUACCUGAUCUAUCUAUCUAUCUAUCUAUCUAUCUAUCUAUCUAUCUAUCUAUCUAUCUGAUUCCAUUCAUUAUCUAUCUGUCUGUCUCAUUCUGUUCAUUAUCUAUCUCAUUUUGUUCACUAUCUAUCUAUCUGAUUCUAUCUAUCUAUCUAUCUAUCUAUCUAUCUAUCUAUCUAUCUAUCUAUCUAUCUUAUAAUAUGAGCAAUGCCUGCCUGCCUGCCUGCCUGCCUGCCUAUCUAUCUGCCUAUCUAUCUAUCUAUCUAUCUAUCUAUCUAUCUAUCUAUCUAUCAUUUGAUAUAUUGGUCUUUGUAACGGCCAUUCCCUUUUCCAUAACUGAUUCAUCGUUUCUUUCCUCUUUUCUUUCAUUCAUCCCCAAUUUUUUCGUUUAUUUCGAACUGCCUUUUUAUUUUACCUUUUACUUUUUGUUUUUCCUUCGUAUUUCUUUUUUUUUAUUUUUCUUCCUUUUUCUUUUGUUUUCAUUUCUCUUUCUUUUUUGUCUCUUUUCAUUUGUUUUUCGUUUUAUUUUCUCCCCUGUUUUUUUUUCUUCAUUUGUCUUUCCUUUUCAUCUUUGCUUUUUAUCUGUUUUUGUUGUAUUUUACUUAUAUCUUUCUUUUUCAUCUUUUUCAUUUAUCUUUUUUUUGCGUUUUUUUUUAUUUAGUAUUUGUUUUUCGUUUUUCGUUUUGUUUUUCAUUUUCGUUUUUCUUGUCCUACGUUUUUGUAUAUUUUCUUUCGUUUUUCUUUUGACAUUCUUUGACAUUUUUUCAUUUGUCAUUCUUUUUCAUUUAUUUUCGAGGUGUUUAUUUUGUCUUUUUCCAUUUGUCUUUCUUUUUUGUCUUUUUAUAUUUGUCUUUCUUUUGCCUAUUUUCAAAUUUGUCUUUCUUUUUUGUCUUUUUCCUUUGUCUUUCGUUUUUCUCUUUUUUCAUUUGUCUCUCUUUUUCCUCUUUUUUCAUUUGUCUUCCUUUUUCCUCUUUUUUCAUUUGUCUUUUUAUUUCGUCUUUUUCCUUUUUCUAUUUUUUUUUUCGUAUUUCUUUUCUAUUGUUUCCCAUCUUUUUACUUUCAGUUAUUGUUUUCGAUUUUUUCCUCUUUUUCUGUUUACCUUUAUCUUUAUUUUGAAAAAAAAAAGUCUUUUCUAUUUUUUAGUUUCUUCCUCCUUCUCCCUUUGUUUUACGUUACUAUUGCUAUCUAUCUAUCUAUCUAUCUAUCUAUCUCAUUUUGUUCAUAUAUCUAUCUAUCUAUCUAUCUAUCUAUCUAUCUAUCUAUCAACAUAUAACAUAGUUCUAAUUCUUCUUCUGGUUCUGGUUCUUCGUCUUCUUCUUCUUCUUCUUCUCCUCCUUCUUCUUCUUCUUCUUCUUCUACUUCUUCUUCUUCUUAUUCCGGUUCAUUCUCUGUUCAUUCAUCUUCUUCUGGUUCUGGUUCUUUUCUUCUUCUUCUUCUUCUUCUUCUUCUUCUUCUUAUUCCGGUUCAUUCUCUGUUCAUUCAUCUUCUUCUGGUUCCUCCUCCUUCUUCUUCUUCUUUUCUUCUUCUAG